Messenger RNA from Engraulis encrasicolus (European anchovy), 3905 nucleotides. RefSeq names its product solute carrier family 39 member 6 (gene slc39a6). Gene Ontology annotation, cellular component: plasma membrane. The record is from RefSeq and is a predicted model, not a curated record. Gene Ontology annotation, biological process: intracellular monoatomic cation homeostasis; zinc ion import across plasma membrane. NCBI's taxonomy places the organism in Eukaryota, Metazoa, Chordata, Actinopteri, Clupeiformes, Engraulidae. Gene Ontology annotation, molecular function: monoatomic cation:bicarbonate symporter activity; zinc ion transmembrane transporter activity. Bases 140 to 2371 code for a protein of 743 amino acids. The transcript has 13 exons.
UGUGUACUCCAGAAACGGAACACACUGAAGGCUUUAACCAAGAAGACUGUUCGAGCGACGCCGGCCGAAGACGACAUUUCAAAGGGAAACACAAUAACUUGUUAAUCCUGUUGGAUCUGGUUCAUCCUUCUUGGUGGGGAUGAGGGUGCUGCAAAGGUGGCCCCGCCCCUUCUGGGCUUUGACUGGCUUGCUGAUGAUGCUGAUGGGCGCGUCCAUUGGCGCGUCGGCACAGGACGGCUGUGUAAGCGAAGCCACGGUGACGACGACCGACGGCCGGGCGGCCCGCCUGGCACAGGAGCGCCACCUGUGGGCGCUGUUUGAGAAGUACGGCGACGGCAAUGGCAGCGUCACGCUAGAGGGCCUGCAGCUGCUCCUGCAGCACACCAUGCGCACCGUGCGCCACUCACACCACUCCACGCAUCAUCACCACCACCACCACACACACUCCCAUGACAAGCAGCACGGUGAUGGUGCGGCACCACCGCCGGCGUCCCCUGGCAUCAAGCAAGAGCAACACGCCAGCCCCACACACCAUCACAAGAUAGACCCUCCUCCUCCACGCAGCAGCGCAGCUGUUGGUGGAGCCGAGGGAAAGAAGAGCCAAUCAGAUGCGAAUCAUAAUCAGUAUACCAAAAGGGGCCAGGGGUCAUCGACGACAUUGCCGCCGCCGCCUCCCAUGACUACGGUUGCCACACCCCCAGGACGGUCUAGGCGCAGCGCUGGGCCUGAUCGCACCCCUCCGGGGCAGAACACGCCCCCCACCACCACGCAACUUCCACUCCAGAACCUCGCCCACCGCUCUCAAGCCAACAAGACUGAGGAGUGUCUGAGUCCCUCUGCUAUGCUGAAGAACCAUGGGAUGGGGAUGGAGGCUAUCACCAUCAGUGACUUUGGCUUCCUGUGUCCAGCACUGCUCUCUCAGAUCGACUCCCAGUCCUGUCUGCAGCAUGGUGAUGUAGACCCUUCCAAGGCCCCCAAAACUGCAUUAGGACAUGAGGAGAAUCCGAAGACCACUAACAUUGCAGCAGCGUGGCUGGGCGGGUUCCUGUCCAUCUGCAUCAUCAGUGCCCUGGCUCUCGUGGGCGUGGUCUUGCUGCCCCUCAUCAACCGCACCUCCUUCAACUUCUUGCUCAGCUUCCUGGUCGCCCUCGCAGUUGGCACACUCAGUGGAGAUGCCUUUCUUCACCUCUUACCUCACGCCAUGGGUCAGCAUAAGCACCACCACCUCCACCACUCGGCCAAUGAGAGCAUGGGACACGGACACGGACAUGGUGGCCAUGGCGACCACGAGGAGGAGGAUUCUCUGCGCUCUGUGUGGGCGGGGCUGACGUCUUUGGGUGGAGUCUACAUCAUGUUCCUCAUCGAGCACUUCCUCACUCUGGGCAAAAUGUACAAGGACAAGAAGCACAAGGGCCAGAAGAAGUUUGACGAGAAUGAUGUAACGCUGGACUCUGAAAAGCUGCCCACCACGGAGGAGAACGAUGGCAAAACCCUCGAUGUGGAGGCCGAGGCCAACGGGGCAGGCAGCAACGGCAGCGGGCACUUCGCACUCACUGCCACCCCCACCACCACCGAGAACGCCAACGAGGAGGAGGAGGAGGAGGACAACCCAUCGGAAGCGGAGCAGCAGGAGAUGCUGGCCACACCCCAGCACGAGGGGCAGGGGGCGCCCGGUGACGAGGACCGGUCGUCAGACUGCCAGGACAAGUGCCACUCGCACUUCCACGACACGGUGGCGCCGCCCGCGCGCCUGCACCACCACCACCACGACUACCACCACAUCCUGCACCACCACCACUCGCAGAACCACCACCCGCACAGCCACACGCACCGCCACACCAACACCUACGACCGGCAGCACUUCCAGCAGGCGGGCGUGGCCACCCUCGCCUGGAUGGUCAUCAUGGGGGACGGCCUGCACAACUUCAGCGACGGCCUCGCCAUAGGAGCUGCCUUUACUGAGGGGUUGUCCAGUGGUCUCAGCACGUCUGUUGCCGUCUUCUGCCAUGAGCUCCCCCAUGAGCUAGGUGAUUUUGCGGUGCUGCUGAAGGCGGGCAUGUCUGUGAAGCAGGCGGUGCUGUACAACGUGCUGUCGGCCAUGAUGGCCUUCCUGGGCAUGGCUGUGGGCAUCCUGAUUGGACACUACGCAGAGGACGUGGCCGCCUGGGUCUUCGCCCUCACCGCCGGCCUCUUCCUAUACGUAGCCCUCGUGGACAUGGUUCCUGAGAUGCUCCAUAAUGAUGCGAGUGAGCAGGGCUUCAGCCACUGCGGCUUCUUCGUGCUGCAGAACGCCGGCAUCCUGCUGGGCUUUGGCAUCAUGCUGACCAUCGCCAUCCUGGAGCCGCGCAUACAGCUCAACCUCGACCUCUAGACCGACCUUAUGACCCCAUCGCCAUCUUGGAGCAGCGCAUACAACCUCCACCUCUAGACUGACCCCUGACUGUGUGCAAAUGUGUGUGCAUGAACCAGAGUUUUUUUUCUUGUACGGUACACACCAAAAGCCUGAAGUGGUGUCUUACAUGUCAGAGCUGUGAGGGGAAUGCAGUGCGUGCGUGCGUGCGUGCGUGCGUGCGUGCGUGCGUGCAUGCGAUGAGUAGACCAGCUGCUGGAUCGUCCUAUAAGGACACAUGCAGAUGGUUGAGGGGAGGGGCCAGCAAUUAUCAUCCAGGUCAUCCUUGAACCCUGACCCCCAUCCUUUACCAGUCACCUUACUAACCUUACUCCCCUUACCACUCCCCCGCCUGUAUGUCUGUUCUGUGCUGUCAUCAUAGCAUGCUAAGCAGCUAGCACUAAGUGCCAAUAGAUGAAGUAUGGUAUUUGUACGCUUUUUUUGUGUGUGUGUGCGCGCGUGUGUGUGCAUGUGCGCAUUUGUGGUUUUUUUAGGUGUAUGUUUAUGUUUUUGCUAACUCCUUUGUUCUGUGCUGUUACCAUAGCAUGCUAAGCAGCUAGCACUCAAGUGCCAGUAGUGUCAAUUACUGUGUGUGUGUGUGUGUGUGUGUGUGUGUGUGUGUGUGUGUGUGUGUGUGUGUGUGUGUGUGUGUGUGUGUGUGUGUGUGUGUGUGUGUGUGUGUGUGUGUGUGUGUGUGUGUGUGUGUGUGUGUGUGUGUGUGUGUGUGUGUGUGACUGUUCUCAAGAUCAUAUUGUGUCACACUGUUACACUGAAGGGAUCUAACUGUGUUAGAACACAAAAAGUGUAGGUAUUAACACAUUCCAGGAAAAAUAUUAUACCAUAAUUGAAACUUGUAUGUGUGUGUGUGUGAGAGAGAGAGAGAGAGUACUGUCUAAAUGUGUCUGAGACACUGAAGGGAACUAACUAUUAGAACACACAAAUUGUAGGUGUUAAACACAUUCGGAUAAAAAACUAACCAUAUUCAAACGUGUGUGUUUGAGUGUAUUUACUAGAGAUGCACUGGAUCCUGAUUUUUAAGAUCCUGCCGGAUACCGGAUCCACUGAUUAAUAUCCUGCCGGAUCCGGAACCGGAUGCUGGAUCCUACGCCGAUCGUCAUCUGAUGUAUUAUAAUGCAGCCAAUUACUUCUACCACCAUUUUUAUUGGGCUAUUUUUAUGUUUUUAUUUAUUACUACUGUUAUUAUUAUUAUUAUUAUUAUUAUUCUUUAUUUAUCUAAGUGGGACAUCAAGCCUUGAGGACUUGAUGAGCACUUGACAACAAUGUUCACGUUGCGUUUACAAAUGUGGGUCCAGGUCCGGUUCGACACGCUGGUUCAGGCGCUAUUAUCCGUCCGGAUCUGGAACCGGACCUUGGAUCCGGUGCAUCUCUAGUAUUUACGUACGUACGUACACACGGUGAUCAUAUUGUGUCUGUUACACUGAAGGAGUUAGAACACGAAAAAAUGUAGGUGUACUAAAUGCAUUCCAUGAAAAAAUACAAACCAUAUUCAAAACUG